AGAUUUGAAAUUUGUAUGUUUUUUUUUUUUUUUUUUAAUUUGUUUAUUUUAAAUACUAUUAGAAAACAAAAAAGCCGAUUUUAGUUAAUUAUUUUUUGCAAAACGAACAAAAUCGCCUGACGUGUACGCCAAAAGCCUCCGUCGAGAGGCUCGCGAUCCCGUCCGUCUUGCCCAAAGAACAAGAACUUUCGCUACACCGAUGGCAGCUUCUAUGGUGUUUAGACCUCGCAAUUACAGUGCCGAGGAAAAAUCCCAUUCCCUCACGCGCUUACGCGCGAACGAUCAUCCUCUAUCCACUUCAUCAUCUUCCUCUCACCUCCAGGUUGCUGUUGUGGAUCACGGGAAAAAGGAUUUUUUUGAUCCUUUGAGAAGCUUGGAUGACAAUGGAGCAGUUUCUGGAGAAGCAUUACAAGAAGUUGAAAUUUCUUCUAGCCCAGGACUCUCCAGUGAAGCUUCUGUGCAAAAUUCAGCAAAAGAAUGGACCUCAUUCAGUAGAAUCUUAAUGCAAAAGUUUCCUGUCUCUAAAAUGAUUUCAGUUUCCUCCAUGUCCAAUGCAAUAAUAAAAGGUGGAAAAAUAUAUGAGAAAGCUUCAACAAGUACGCAUUUGGAAGAACUGGAAGAUCCACAAAAAUUUGCAGAAGAGGGAGUCAAGGUCAUUACGCGGCAUGAGUAUGUCUCCCGGUUACAUGAGCUCAGAGAUGAAAUUAUUCGUGCAUGGCGUGCCAGUGAUCGUGUUACAACUUUGAAGUUAUCUAUAAAGGUUGCUAGGCUUUUAAUGGAUACGUCAGUAUUACAAUUUUAUCCCACACUUUUUGUUCUUGCUAUGGAUAUAAUGGACACAGUUGGGAAUAUGGUAUGGGAACGUAUCAAGUGGAAAGCUGAAUUUGCAGAAGAUGGAAACAAACUCUACUCAUUACCAGAAAAUUUUGAAGCAAGUGAUAUUUGCUCUGAUGCGAAGGAAACUUGCUAUAAUUGGUUCUGCAAAAUUGGUGCCAUCCGGGAGCUUCUUCCACGCAUUUAUUUGGAGCUGGCAAUAUUGCCUUGCUGGCGUUUCCUGCUUGACCGACCUGAAGACAGUCUCCAACGUUUGGUAAUGAUGACAAGAGGGUUAGCAGAUCCAUUGGCAUCUGCCUAUUGUCGUUUGUACAUGGCCCAUUGUAUGCUGAAGUUACCCUCUUGUGAUAAAGGAUAUCUAGUUAGAUGUGUAAACGACAUCAAAAGUUUACUGUCAUGGGUCAUGUUGAGAAAGGAAGCUGCCGAUGGAAAUAUUAUUGACAACAAAAGAUUACUUGUCAGUCUGAUGGAGCCAACCAUUGAAUUUAUAAUGAAAUGCAUAUUUAAGGAUGUUUCUCAGAAACAAGUAGGUAACAUACUGGUGGAGCUUGAAUUAGGAAGGAAUGCAAUGGAGUUGUUUGGAAAUUUCCCAUGUGUUUCAAUUGUUCUUCAUCAUCUACUAAAGGAACUUCCUAUUGAAGUAGUUAGCUCAAGUGCUGUUGGGAUCCUUCAUGUUAUUGAGUGCAGCAAUGAUUAUUCCUUUGACCAGUGCUUGAAUUACAGGUUACUUGGAUUCAGGCUGUGUGAAACUAAAUCUCGAACAGACAUUCUUAAUGCUGUGGCAGAUAUCGUUAUUCAGGUUGUUACUCAAUAUGAUAGCCUUGAUGAGUACUUGAAGGUUGUGGAGGCUUUUCUAGAUAUUAUUCUUCAAAAUCAGAUGGAUAACCAUCUGAAUGCCACUUUAGAAGGUAUUUCAAAACGGGCAUCCAGUAAAGGAACCACUGAAGAUGAACUGGGAAGCUUGCAGUCUGUCAUGGUGAAGCUCCUUUGUCACUGUGAGAAUUUAGAAGAUAUAUUUGCCUUGGAACAUUUUCUUGAGAUCCUAGAUGUAAUGUACGGAAGCUCAAGGAGCACUGUCAAUGUGCAUAUCCUUAAUAUGGCAACGAGGAGUGCACGUAUAUGUGAUCCAACAACAAUACAGUUGCUUUUUGAAAUAUCUCAGGCUUUACAUGAUGAUAUAGACUUUUUGAAUGUGAAAGAUGAAGAUAACCAGCCAGCACGUUUAAUUUCUCGUUUUGUCUGUAUGGUUGACUAUGGGACAGAGAUGGAACGUCAUUUGACCUUUUUAGUUGAAUGUCGUGGAGCUUUUGGCAGCAUAAGAGGGCUUAAUGAAACUCUUAUUCACUCCAGCAAUUGUUUAGCAGUUAAGGCUUUGAAAAAUGGCAGUAAGAAUCUCAGUUUUGUCAAGUCUUGCAUAGCUUUUUGUGAAGUCACAUUACCCUCUAUUUCAUCUCAUACUAGACAGCUAAACCUUUAUCUUGAGACGGCGGAGGUUGCUUUGCUAGGUGGUUUAGUUUCUCAUUCAGAUGGACUGAUAAAUUCAGCACUUGGCUCUUUGCAAAAUUUAGAUUUGAUGGAUGGCUCCCUGAUGCAAGCUGAUGUUGAUGGAAUGCUCUCCUCAAUUCAGAAACUAUGUGGCUUCUUGGUUCUGGUUCCAGGUAAUCCUGAGGUAGGAGUAACUCACUUUGCAAAGAACAUUUUAGCACUCUUUAACUCACAAUCAUGGAUGAAACCAAAAAUGAGGACAAAGAUCUUUUCUGCAAUUAUUUCUCUGACAGCAACAUUAUCUCAAAAUAAGCUCCCUUAUCAUGGAAAGGUUCUAGGAAACGAUCAUUUAUUCUUUGGUGAUUUGUCUUAUUCACAUGAACUUACCUUGUUGGCGAAGUGUGUUCUUCAAAACCUCGUUGAUGCCAUUCAACAAGAGCCUUCCUCGGCUGUUCGUGGACGCCUGGCACUUGAAGCUUGCAACUGCAUUGCAACAUCUUUCAUUCUAACUCAGGAAAUAUCUUCUAUAUAUACCCGACUGUUAGAGACUGCUAAAUCGUGUUCAGUGCCGGCUCAACUUUUAUCUGUGGCCUUGGCUAGAAAGGAAAAAUGAGGGAAAAAAAGAGGCUUUUUUUUUGGGGGGGAAAUAAAAUGAGGCUUUAUUGUACAUUUUAAUUGUAUAGUAUUUUAUUUUUGUGUAAAUAAUAUAAAAUUAAAUUAUGUAAUAUAUUUUAAUAUAUUAUUAUUAUUAUUAUUUUUGCUUUGAACA
Ziziphus jujuba (common jujube) is the source of this 3088-nucleotide messenger RNA. RefSeq lists its product as uncharacterized. Bases 200 to 2932 code for a protein of 910 amino acids. The transcript has 23 exons. Gene Ontology annotation, cellular component: endosome. Gene Ontology annotation, biological process: endocytic recycling. The record is from RefSeq and is a predicted model, not a curated record. Lineage: Eukaryota; Viridiplantae; Streptophyta; Magnoliopsida; Rosales; Rhamnaceae.